GGUAAAUAGCUAUUAAUAUUUAAUUAUGAUAAAACAAACAAAAGAGGGGGAACCAAUAUUUAUUCCACCUGCUAAAAUUUUACAAGAAUUAAAAUAUUUGCAUAAAGAAUUACCAGCAUUUUGUUAUUCGUGGGCUUGGGAAGCUAGAUGUGUUUGUGCUUUUGAAAAAGGAGAAUUUAUUGAAGCAAUAAAAGAAUUGAAAGUAGUGAUUAUUAUAAUGAAAAGUAAAUUGGUUGUUAAAAACGAUGUGAAGUAUAUGCAAAAAAGCCUAUUUUAAUUGGAAAGAGAUUAUUUAAUGUAAGAUUAAUUUCAUAUGGGGCAUCAUCACCAAAAAAAAUGUUUUUUGGUCCAAAUCAUUUAGCUCAUGCAUUUGAUAAACUGAUGUUUGAUUACGUGUAUAUAUUUUUAGAGACUCCCUAGAAAACAGCUAAAAAAUUAUAAUUACUUAUAUAAAAAGCUGAAAGUAUAUAAAAUAAUAGGUAUUUAUUUUUUAUUAAUGUGAAGAUAGAUUAUUAGUUUUAAGGAAAGCUACAAAUAAUUACGUGGAAAGGAAUAUGAAGAAUAAAAUAUGGAAGAAGAAUAGAAUGAAGAAUAAGAUUGA
Molecule: messenger RNA, 601 nt
Organism: Paramecium sonneborni
Lineage: Eukaryota; Ciliophora; Oligohymenophorea; Peniculida; Parameciidae
Source: the annotation of a GenBank genome assembly